Molecule: messenger RNA, 1440 nt
Organism: Recurvomyces mirabilis
Lineage: Eukaryota; Fungi; Ascomycota; Dothideomycetes; Mycosphaerellales; Teratosphaeriaceae
Exons: 2
Coding region: 1-1440 (479 amino acids)
Source: RefSeq, a predicted model, not a curated record
AUGUCUAACGUGACGGGCAGAGCUGCACGUCGACGCAGACUGAUCUCGAUCUGUCUUUCCACAGCUUUGAUGCUGUUGUUGCUGACGGUAUUCAUCUUCACAGCCGGGCUUCAUCGAACGUUGCCUCCCGGCCAGAAAGUCGAUAACGGCUUGAACAGGAGGUUCAAUAGCUCCGACAUCACCAGACGCUAUCCAGGGGCUGAUGAGACGCAUGGCUCCGCGAGCGAACAUAGCAGCACCAAUUACCACGAAUGGGAAUCAAUCACGGAGGCGAAUAUUGAGACCUACGCUGAAAAAGGCCGGAACUUGCUCGAAUUGAUCGCGUCGUCCGCGGAGCAAGCGUCAGAAGCAAUGAGUCGAGCUAGGAAUCGUCGAGAAAGCUCCCAGAGUCCCUACACAAGUAAGAAAGACCUCCUCGAUAAUGGAUGGAGCUCUGAAUAUGUAGCACCAGGGUGGAAGCCAUUCACUUGGGCUGGCGAUGCUCCGAUCGAUGAGGCAUUGGAGCAAAUGCAUAUCUCGACUCAUGUCACCACCGUUGGCAGGCAUCCGCCGGCAGCCGUCUUCGCACACGGUGGCGAUGUAAAUAUGCCAGACAUGGGCUCGCAACAUCAAACGUCCCCAAGCGUCGACAUCUCCGAGGGAUCCCAUAAUCCAAACGAUGGACCAAACUUCGCCGUCAACUGGGUGCACAGCCACGAGACCAAGCAUGGGGAAUCGCAGCAAAUUUAUCAUGCAACAGGAGGAGUAUACGGGGCAGUAUACAAUGUCAAGGAUGGACUCAUCAUGGCAGCAUACAGCACGUCUCCCGAAGAUCGAAUUAUAGACUCAGAAUCGGCUGUACACCAUCUUCAUCCUGAUGCUGUGGCACCCCCACUACACUUCUGGUCAGACGUGGCGUAUAUCGAGUACCUUGAUCGGGCCAAAUCAGAAGAAGUUGAUGUGAGUCGGCUUACGUCUGUCUUCCAGGUCAAAGUCAAUAACGUCUAUACGAGACCAUUGGUACUAUUCCUCCUGCAGAAACACCUCGGGAAAGCCGUCACAGACUUCCCAAACUUGCAAAAUCGAGUAAUCUGGAGUAUGGACUCCGAGGCUGGAAGGGCUCUACUCGGGAGUCCGAAUGGUGCUGGUGUCGCAUGGCUGCUGAUACAACACAAGGAAACUCUUGGACAGAAGAGGAUCAAGAACGUGAUUGUGUACGUUGACAAGUGGCAACGAGAAGAAGCGCCGCGCUCGCAUAAUCAUCUGCCAAACUUGAUAUUUGAGCUCGAGGAUGUGCAAGCUGAAAUGGCCACUCCCAAAUCGAAGAAGCCAAAGCCAAAUACGGGCGCUGGGGUCAGCAAACCGCAGAAGAAGCCUCCAGGUGGUAGUGGUGGUCCAUCUGGCGGAUCCGGUAGUUGGACCGGAAGGUUGAGGCCACCACCACCGGCGAAAGGGUCAUGA